CCACACACACUGAUAACUGUAGACAUUGGUCAGGCUUUUAAAUGUUGUUGAGAGGAAACCAUUAGUAUAAAUGGGGGUUUGACAAGCGUAUAGGAAGAGAUGACACACUCGGCGGACAGCGAUCGACAAUUAGAGACGGAAGAAUAUAUCGAUAUUUGAACGCGAUGUGGUUGCGCGUGACUUCAACGUACGUUUAUCGAGUGACUCAGUAACGGUUUUGAUUUCGUUUCUUAACAGUUAUUAGCAGCGAAAAUAAUCAAAAAUGGCUUCUAGAUCGGGUUUCCCCGUCAACCCCAGCACCCCAAUAAACCCCAGCAUGAACCCCAUGAACCCCAUGAACCCGGGUCACAGCAGCGCACUGAGAAUGCCAGCAAUGCCGCAGAAUUCACCCUACAGAGGGAUGGGCAGUACUCCGAACCAGUAUCACCAACGCCCAAGUAUGCCACCCAGCCGAGGAAUGCCAAUGGGGGGCAUGGGAUCUAUGGGUUCCCCUCUACCUGGUCCGUCUUAUAGCGGAGGCAUGUCCAUGCGACCGGGGAUGCCUCAAGCUGCGAUGGACCCCACCCGGAAGAGACUCCUUCAGCAGCAACAGCAGCAGUCUGGGGGUCUAAUGGGCCCGAGAAGGGGGGUGAAGAGGCGUAAGAUGGCUGACAAAGUGCUCCCACAGAGGAUCAGGGAUCUGGUCCCAGAGUCUCAGGCUUACAUGGACCUUCUGGCCUUUGAGAGAAAGCUGGACCAGACCAUUGCUCGCAAACGCAUGGAGAUACAGGAGGCCAUCAAAAAGCCGAUCACGCAAAAACGCAAACUAAGGAUCUACAUUUCUAACACCUAUACACCUGGCAAGCCAGAGGGAGAGGAGGCUGAAAAGGUGGCAUCCUGGGAACUUCGAGUGGAAGGCAAACUCCUGGAGGAUCCUGGGAAACAGAAACGAAAGUUUUCAUCCUUCUUUAAAAGCCUGGUCAUUGAAUUGGACAAAGAACUUUAUGGCCCAGACAACCACCUGGUGGAGUGGCACAGAAUGCCCACAACUCAGGAGACGGAUGGAUUUCAGGUGAAGAGACCAGGAGAUGUGAAUGUGAAAUGUACUCUCCUUCUCAUGCUGGACCACCAGCCUCCGCAGUAUAAGCUGGAUCCACGUCUAGCUCGUCUUUUGGGAGUCCACACUCAGACCAGAGCCAGUAUCAUGCAGGCCCUGUGGCUCUACAUCAAAAACAACAAGCUGCAAGACUGCCAUGAGAAAGAGUACAUUAACUGCAACCGAUACUUCAGACAGAUUUUUGGCUGCCCCAGGAUGAGAUUUUCAGAUAUUCCCAUGAAGCUCGCCAGCCUCCUUCAGCACCCCGAUCCCAUCGUUAUCAAUCAUAACAUCAGUGUGGAUCCAAAUGAUCAGAAAAAGACCGCAUGCUUUGAUAUCGAUGUUGAGGUGGAUGACCCUCUGAAGGCUCAGAUGACCAGCUUCCUGUCAUCUACAACCAAUCAGCAGGAGAUUGCUGCCCUGGAGAUGAAGAUCCAUGAGACUAUUGAAUCCAUCAACCAGUUGAAGACCCAGAGAGACUUCAUGCUCAGCUUCAGUAACAACCCACAGGAGUUCAUCCAGGACUGGCUCAAGUCUCAGAGCCGAGACCUCAAGUUAAUGACGGACACUGUGGGAAAUCCAGAGGAGGAGAGGAGAACUGAGUUUUAUCACUCACCCUGGGUCACAGAAGCUGUUGGACGCUAUAUAUUUACAAAGGUCCAGCAGAGGAGACAAGAAUUGGAACAGGUACUAGGAAUCCGACUCACUUAAGAAGAUUCAGACUCCAGAUUCAGUCAUCCAAGGAAUUAGCUCAAAUACAGAUGAGAAUAAAGCCAAUGGAGGAACUUCAUAUAGAAAUUUUGGGUGCUGGUAUUGUUCGGUAUAUUGCACUGUCAUAAACUUCUUGUCAGUUACAGCAUUUGCAGACUGUACUAUAACACAUUUGGUCACAUCAAAUUUCAAAUGCUGUUACAUUAACUGGAAUGCUUCAGUACGUAUCUUCCUCUUUCAAUUCGAUCUCUGAUCUUCUCUUAUAUAUUCUGAAAAUGUAAUAUGAAAAUAAGCCAUCCAGUUUAUUUUCUUCAUGAUUCAUGUUUUGUUUUUUUUUUUGUUUUUUUGACAAACAUCUUUACUUUUAUUAUAUACUGUUAAAUAGGACUCUCUUUUUUUUGUGUGUAUAUUUUACAGUAAGAUAUACUGUAGCUAAUUGGCUAAAACCCCUAUAAGUAACAGAUGCAACACAGCUUCUUGUUGUUCAUCUAUUUUGUUUAUAUUUAAUAGUUCAUGAAUGAAUAUAGUUAACUGUAUAGUUAAUUAAUUAGGAAUUGCCAAACUCAGUCUACAUUUACCAUUUCGUUUCUGAAAGGUUUAAAUUUUCUGACCGCAAAGGCUAUUUUCACAAAUUAAUUGCACAAUUUUUGAGUCAGGAUGCAGUUACUUAUAAUUAGGUUGACUAGUAAUGAAAAUGCAAUGUUUUUCUUCUGCUUUCAAAAUUGUGGAUUUUUUCCAUUUGGUCUCUCAGGAAAAUGUGUGCUGCACUGCGUUCAAGAGCCAUCUUUUUGUGUUUCCACCCCAAUGAGAACUCCAGCACAUUUGGUUGUCCAGCUGGUUUGGUUCAGUAUCCCAGACUUUCUGUCUUCAUCUUGUUAGUGUUUACAGAAUUUUUUUUCUGCUGAAGUGGUAAAGUCCGUACAACAGUGACUGAAUUUGCGAAAGAUGGUGUGUGAACCAUCAGCAUAUUCUUUAUUUUCAGGUAUUCAAAGCCAUAUUUUUUUUUUUUUUUUUUAAAUAAGUAGUUUAGUUCAGUGUGUAAUUCUACAUUCCAAACAGCAGAUGGAAAGUUUGUUUAAGUGGGUUUUAAUACGUGGUCAUUCAUAUUGGUGUUGUCGUUUGUGUUAAGUUUUGAUGACGGCAAGUUGAAUUUUCAAUUAAGGAAUAUAACAGGUUCAACAUCUGUGACAUGCUGAUAACCACAGAAAAUUGCUUUUGACUUUCCAGUUUAUAAAGUGGUCGAAAAACAAAAUGUGUUGCCAGUUUUGUGCUUAAAAUGAAAUUCUGACUUUCUUUUUAAAAGCAUCUCUGAGGGACGUUGUUGAAACGAUUUUGUCAUAAUUGACAGCAUGUCACAGAUGUUGUGGAUAGAGCUGAACUCUGAAUGUUCCUUUUGAUGGUUUAAUUUUGUUUAUAUCUGAAUUGUUCAGACAGUAUUAAUGCUGAUCUGAAUUGCAACAAGCUCUUGUAUCUUUGAUUUUCCUUAUUGUGUAAAUGCCAAUUAAGUUCUUACAACUUAAGUUCUGUUUUAUAUUUUUGUAUCAAUCAAAUGCUUACCUUUUGUACUUUUUUACUGGGAAAUUGGAAUAUUUUAAACAAUAAAGUUGUUUCCAUAAAAGGAAA
Messenger RNA from Ctenopharyngodon idella (grass carp), 3409 nucleotides. It is a transcript of the gene smarcd2, whose product is annotated as SWI/SNF related, matrix associated, actin dependent regulator of chromatin, subfamily d, member 2. The coding region runs from base 263 to 1786 and encodes 507 amino acids. The record is from RefSeq and is a predicted model, not a curated record. Gene Ontology annotation, cellular component: SWI/SNF complex; nucleus. Gene Ontology annotation, biological process: regulation of transcription by RNA polymerase II. NCBI's taxonomy places the organism in Eukaryota, Metazoa, Chordata, Actinopteri, Cypriniformes, Xenocyprididae. The transcript has 13 exons.